Molecule: messenger RNA, 1164 nt
Organism: Staurois parvus
Lineage: Eukaryota; Metazoa; Chordata; Amphibia; Anura; Ranidae
Source: the annotation of a GenBank genome assembly
CACUGUCACUUGAUACAUUGCACACAAAACCGCAGUGUUUGCAGAAUCAGGCCUGAUCUCUGUUAGCACUUGCCGGUAAAUUUUGAUGACUCUCAUAUGCAGCAGAGUGCCAGUACUAGUGCCACGUUACCUUUUGGUGAACUGGCAAUCAUCGGCCUAGUACAUCCUGGUCUUUCACAUACCAGCACUGCAGUAUCACUUGGUGACGUGGCGAGUCCCGUAAGGGCAGUACAAGCUGGUGCGGUGGCGAGGACAAGUAUUGUCCCGCAGCCACCAAGAAUUCACACACUGACCCGCAGAGCCCCUAGUAUCCUUCCAGAUGUGCUUGCAAAUCCCGAAUGGCAGCCCACAAAUUCUGCAGCACCCGUACUUCCCCCAUUCACUACUCAACCCGGAAUUCAGGUGGAAACAGCAAAUUUACCUACUCUCCUUGAUUUUUUUGGAGCUGUUUUUCACAGAAGAUCUGUAUGCAUUGAUUUCGGAUCAAAGCAAUUUAUAUGCUCAACAAUUUAUCGCCGCCAACCCAGAUUCAAACCUUGCCAGACCAUUCGCAUGGAAACCCAUUAUGGUUUCCGAAUGUUAAUUUUUUUUAGGCCGAACCCUCAACAUGGGCAUUACUAAAAAAAAUGAAUUGCGGUUGUAUUGGUCCACAGACCCGAUUCAUCAUAUGCCUGUGUUCUCUGCUGCCAUGGCCAGGCAUAGAUAUGAGAAGUAUAAUGUGUUUUAUGCAUUUCAAGAUAACACACUCUGUCGUCCUCGGGGUGACCCUGAAUUUGACUGGCUCCACAAAAUUCGACUCCUCGUAAAUCACCUUAACCAAAAAUUUGCAGAUGUCUAUACUCCCCAGCAAAAUAUCUGCACUGAUGAGACCCUCAUUAAUUUUUCUGUCCGCCUUGCAUUCAAACAAUUUCUCCCCAGCAAACAUGCCAGAUAUGGAGUCAAGAUGUAUAAGACCUGUGAGAGGGCAACAGGCUAGACGUAUAAGUUUCGAAUUUACGAGGGAAAAGAUAGUUAUGUGGAGCCCCCGGAUGCUCAGACUACAUGGGGAGUAGUGGCAAGAUAGUUUGGGACUUGGUGUCAUUCUUUUUCCAAAUGGAGUACCAAUUAUACAUGGACAAUUUUUAUUCAAGCAUGCCACUAUUUAGACAUUGGUACAAUCUUGAA